Molecule: messenger RNA, 5102 nt
Organism: Pelobates fuscus (common spadefoot toad)
Lineage: Eukaryota; Metazoa; Chordata; Amphibia; Anura; Pelobatidae
Gene: TRDN
Product: triadin
Exons: 72
Coding region: 412-4434 (1340 amino acids)
Biological process (GO): regulation of cardiac muscle cell membrane potential; heart contraction; regulation of release of sequestered calcium ion into cytosol by sarcoplasmic reticulum
Cellular component (GO): junctional sarcoplasmic reticulum membrane; plasma membrane; sarcoplasmic reticulum
Molecular function (GO): signaling receptor binding
Source: RefSeq, a predicted model, not a curated record
AGACAUUCACAGACCUGUCCCCCCAAAAAGUACAGUUAGUAUGAGACAAGCUGCAGGGCCUUAGACGGCUCAAGUCAGUUCCUUUGCUUUUUUCUGCUGUCUCUUUGAUUUCCAGUUUCUUUUUGGAGUUGCAUGCCUAAUUUUGUUUAGGAAUCCUCAAAAGGACUGUGAAACAUUGCAAUUACAGAGCUGGAGGAGGCUGUAUUAGUCUUUGCACUCAUCGUCCUAGGAAAGGUAUCUGGAGGGAAAGACUGAAUUAAGAGAAGAAGCUCCAGGCAGCAUAAAAGAGGAAGGAACUGAGUUAAAAAAUUUAACAGGGACCUCCCCAAAACAACUUAAUUCUACGCCUCUCCACUUGAAGAUUUUAAUGACCUGGCAUUGAUUCUUUUAGUAAGAUACCCUUUCAUCACUAUGACGGAGAACUCAUCUGAAGGUCGCAUAUCCGCUACCACAAUGGUUCUAGAUGGCAAGAAUGGGACUGUUCAUAAACCGUCAGUGAAGACAAACACAGUUGCACAAGACUUGAAGACAACAUUCCGUUCACCAGUAGCAUGGCUCCUUGUAGCUGCUCUUAUAGUUACUUGGUCCAGCGUAGCAAUUGUAAUGUUCGACUUGGUGGACUACAAAGCUCUUGCAGGAGGUUCUAUUAACAAGUUAAGGAGUGACCCAGUAAAACUAAUACAUCAAGCUGUUGACGACUCCACUGACUGGCUGUAUGCUUGGUUUUCAACAAUUUCUGACAUCUUAGACCUCGAUGAUGAACGUAAAGGGCCUGGUGUUGCUCCCGUGAAGAAAAUAGUUCUUCAGAAAGACACAGGAGAAAAACCCGAAAAACUUGAAGUCAAAUCUUCACACAAAGUUCUUCAUGUUCCCAAAGACAAACCGGUCAAAGAAGAAAAAAUAGAACACGCAAAACACAAAGCCCUUCAUAAAGAAGAAGCUGAAUUGAAAGAAAAGUCUCCAACUAAAGCUGUUCAAAAACAAAAGCCUGUAACUAUACAAGAACUUGGGAAGAAAACUCAGUCAAAGGUUACUGAAAAAGAAAAACCUGCAUCAAAAUUGAAAACGCAAAAGAAAGAGCCAACUAAAGUAAGCGCAAAAGAAAAACCCGAAAAGAAGAAGGAAGAAAAGAAAACUCCUGUCAAAGAAAAACCUGAGAAGAAAUCCCCUGCUAAAGUAGCUGCAAAAGAAAAACCAGAAAAGAAGGAAAAAGCUGAGAAACCAUUGGCCAAAAUAACCACAAAAGAAAAACCUGUAAAGAAGGAGAAGGCAGAAAAGAAGACCCCUACCAAAGAAGUUACAAAAGAAAAACCUGAAAAGAAGGAAAAAGCUGAGAAACCACUGGCCAAAGUAGCUGCGAAAGAAAAACCAGAGAAGAAGGAAAAAGCUGAGAAACCAUUGGCCAAAGUAGUUGCAAAAGAAAAACCCGAAAAGAAGGAAAAACCAUUGGCCAAAGUUGCAAAAGAAAAAACUGAAAAGAAGGAAAAAGCUGAGAAGCCAUUGGACAAAGUAAUUGGAAAAGAAAAACCUGAAAAGAAGGAAGAAGCUGAAAAACCCUUGGCCAAAGAAAUAACAAAAGAAAAAGCUGAAAAGCCUUUGGCCAAAGAAAAACCUGAACACAAGGAGAAAGCUGAGAAGCCUUUGGCCCAAGAAAAAAUAAUUACAACAGAAAAAGAUGAAAAGGAGGAAGCUGAGAAGCCAGAGGCCAAAGCUCCGCCUACCUGCAUCUUAAAGCUGUAUACCCUCAGUAUGCUUGACGAAAUUAAACAAUCUCCUCUAAUGGGAAGUGAACACAUAAUUAUUCAAGAGAUAUCUGAAAAAAAGGAAAAGGAGGAAAAACCCCUGCCCCCUAAAGACGUGGCAAAAGAAUCUGAAAAGAAGGCAAAAGAAGACAAAAAACAUCCACAUAAAGUUAUUACAAAAGAAAAAGUUGAGAAAAAGGAAGUGGAGGCAAAACCUUUACUUAAAGUAACCACAAAAGAAAAAGUAGAGAAGAAGGAAAAAGCUGAAGCAAAAAGUGUUACCAAAGAAAAAGAAGUGACUAAAAAGAAGGAAAAACCUGAGAAGACAUCUCCUCCUAAAGAAGUUACAAAAGUAAAGCAAGAGAAAAAAGAAAAAGCUACAGAAAAGACUCCACCUAAAGAUGAGAAAAAAGCAAAGGUCUCCCCAGCAGAAGAAAAGACAAAGAAAUAUAUAAAACCUAAAACAUCAGUCAAAAAGGUAACAAAAGACACAGUAAAAGAAGCUAAACUAUUAGACGAGAAAAAGACAAAAUCCAAGACCAAAGAAGAGCAUCCAGAUAAAGUGGAAACAAAAGCCGCAAAGCAAGAUCAAUAUCAAUUCUGUCGCUAUGUCGUUGACAUGUAUUCUCAAGGGAAUAUUUCUACAGGACAUCCAAUGUCUCCUGCUAUCAUACCGCAAAAAGCAGCUGUAUCAUCACUACCUUCUGUAAAAGCAAAACCAGAAGAAAAGAAGGCAUCAACUGACAAAAAGGAUAUUCCAGCUGCUGUGGUAGAGCAAAAGAAGACUUUACCAGAGAAGAAGCUUGUGUCAGAACCAAAGAAAGCAGCUGCUGUGGUAGAGCAGAAGAAGGCUUUACCAGAGAAGAAGCUUGUUUCAGAACCAAAGAAAGCAGAACAUGUAAAGACUACCACGCACAAAGAAGAAGCCGUUAAACCAGCUCAAGCUAUCGCUAAAUCAGAAGAGAAGAAAGAUGUUAAAAAACCCAAAAUCAGUAGAGGAAAAAAAACAGAUAUAUCCAAAACAAAGGUAUCUGCAAAACCAUUGAAGAAAGUCAAAGAACCUGCAAAAGCUAAAGAAAAGAUUGCAACAUCUUCUGCCAAACAAGUUAAAACUUCUAAAGUGAAGAAAACACAGCCUGAAAAAAUAAAAGAUAUAUCUGUGGAUUCUUCAAAAAAAGUAGAGUUGUCAGAGAAAGAAGAAGUUAAAAGAACAAAGCAAGAGACUCAACAAAAGAAAUCUCAUGAAGAACCUGCCAGACCAAAGAAAGAGUCUACUGCCAAGAAACACACCGAAGAACCAGCUAAAAGAGAGAAAGAGACAGACAAGAAAGAGCAUAAAAAAGAAGAAACAAAACAAAAGAAAGAGACAGACAAGAAAGAGCAUAAAAAAGAAGAAACAAAACAAAAGAAAGAGAUAGACAAGAAAGAGCAUAAAAAAGAAGAAACAAAAGAAAAGAAAGAGACAGGUAACAAAGAGCAUGAAGAAGAAAAAACAAAAGUAAAGAAAGAGACAGACAAGAAAGAACACAAAGACAAAGAAAUAAAAGUAAAGAAAGAGGCAGACAAGAAAGAACAUAAAGAAGCACAACAAAUAAAGAAAGAAACUCCACCAAAGACAAAGGAGGUUGAAUCAACAAAAUCAAAGACAGAGACUCCAAUAAAGAAGGUUAAAGAACCAAAAACUAAGACAGCAAAGAAAACACCAGAAAAAACUCCAGUGAAAAAGCCUGAAGCACCAAAAAUAAAGACUGAGACUCCAGUGAAGAAACAGGAGGCUGAACCAGCAAAGACAAAGACAGAGACCCCAGUGAAGAAGAGGGAGGUUGAAGCAACAAAAACAAAGACAGAAACUCCAGUGAAAAAGCAGGAGGCUAAACCAGCAAAAACAAAGACAGAGACUCCAGUGAAGAAGCAGGAAGCUGAACCAACAAAAACAAAAACAGAGACUCAAGUGAAUAAGCACGAAGCUGAACCAACAAAAACAAAAACAGAUGCUCCAGUGAAGAAGCAAGAAGUUGAACCAAGAAAACCAAAAAUAGAUACUCCCGUGAAAAAACACAUCGAAGGACCAACAGAACAAAAAAAAGCAAAGAAAAUACCACCAAAGACAGACAAGAAAAAAGAUAAAAAAGAAGCACCAAAAAUUAAGAAAGAGAUCCCAGAGAUUCUAGAAAAGAAACACAAAGCAGAACCAAAAGAGACAGAGAAAGAUUCAACAGUCAAGGAACUAAAAAAAGAACAUCCUGAGCCAAAGAAAGAAAAAGACAUUAAAUUUCCUGAAAAAACAGCUGCACCACAAAAGAAAGAAGAAAAAACGUUUAAACAUGACAAAGCACCUCAAGAUACAAAGUCAGAUGAGAAGAUUUUGAAGUUUGAACAUGUGGUUCAUGAUGACAAAACAACUAAACAGAAAAAAAUUGGAAAGAAACAUGUGAAAAUUGAAAAACGAAAAGAAACACCAAAAGCACAGAAACCAGCAAAGAAACCAGUGAAACAGGAAAAAGUCAAAGAAUCCGCAGACAUCGAACCUGAAAAGAAAGUACCAUUGCGCUUCUUUCAGUGUAUCUUCCAUGAAGGACUAAAUGGAUUAAAUGGAUUUGGAUUUCCUUCAUUGUUUACCUCAUUUCAAAGCCAGCAAAGAAACCCAGGUCAUACGAAGGAUGAGGGGGAAAAAAGAGCACAUGGACAAUAAAAUAAAUUAACAACACCUAAUGAGUUGGAUUACUGAAAUCAACCAUUUUGUAGUGAGCCACUGGAUUUAACGGUAGUGGCUCCAGCAGCAGGUCACAAGACAGAGAAAGGUUGUUUUUCCGUUUGUAAACUCUGUGAGAUUAAGAAGACAGAACAACGUGUAACAGAUUUUGCCAUAACUCGUUCAGCUUUAAUAGAAAAAGUGAGGGUUAAUGGCUGUAAUUAUAACGGCAAACUGGAAGAUAAGAGGUUCACGUGUGUUUCUUUGUUUGUUUUCUUUGUUACCAGCUAGGACAAAAAAAGCACUGUAUGCUGCAAAUCCAUAGACAUGCUUUAAAGAACACAAUGUAGAAUUUAUUAGUUUAUUUUGCUUAACCCCUUUUAUAUUUAAGGGACCUGCAUAACGUAGCAAUAAAGGCAGAUAAAAUGCUAUGAAAAAUCUCACUGGAAGUACAAUUGAUGUUCAAAUCGUAUUGAACUAUUACUGCGGCUACAAAGCUGAAACUACGCAAGUAACCAAAUAAUUGAAAACUUUGCAAUACAGACCUUAUUUAUAAAGUAAUGACAACCAAUUUGGCUCUUUCUUUUCUGUAUCCAAUGAGUUCUAUAAUCUGUUAUAUUAUUACCACUUUUCAUAUAUUGAAAUUGCAAUUACAUUUUAUAGAACAA